Messenger RNA from Ahaetulla prasina, 1300 nucleotides. RefSeq names its product C-type lectin BpLec-like. The transcript is spliced from 7 exons. Gene Ontology annotation, molecular function: signaling receptor activity. The coding region runs from base 136 to 690 and encodes 184 amino acids. Lineage: Eukaryota; Metazoa; Chordata; Lepidosauria; Squamata; Colubridae. The record is from RefSeq and is a predicted model, not a curated record.
CAAGCCUAUCUGGAGACUAUUUAAUGGUAGCUCUGAAAGUGAGAAUCCACCAGUCCAACCAUCCACGAACUCAAGCUCCCCUGUUGAAAAACUUUGGAAGGUGAGAGGCUGAAGGCAUUUUUGGGCAGCCAAAAGAUGGGACUCUCUAUAUACAUCGGCCUCUGUUGUCUUGGAAUAUUGAUCACUAAUCCUUUUUUGGGAGCCAAGGCUGCAUCAUGCCCCAGAGACUGGUUGCAGAAACAGGGGAACUGCUACGGAUAUUUUGAUCAGGGACUAACUUGGGAUGCGGCUGAGCUUGAGUGCCAGAGCUAUGGCCCAGGAUGUCAUCUUGCCUCUAUUCUCAGCCCUCAAGAGUCCUCGCUGGUGUCUACCUACAUCAAAGACAAACAGGGAUCAACUAAACACGUCUGGAUGGGGCUCCGUGAUAUCUCUGGGGCGGGACCACUUCUUCCAGACAGUAUAAUAACAAAAGUUCAUUGCAAGCGGCCUUCCACUUCUACUCUUAAGAAAAGGCGAUGGAGAUGGGCUGAUGAAUCCACCUUCAAUUACAGAGCCUGGGUGGCACAACAGCCAGACAACCAUAGACAGAUGGAGCACUGUGGGGAGCUGACAAAUUACUCAGAUUUUAAAUUGUGGAACGAUAACGUUUGUAGCAAUCUAAAUGCUUACAUUUGUAAGUACCAGCUGUAGAGUCAUCUGGAUUGCAGCGACUGGGAUGCAACCAGAACCAGCUACGAAAACAUCUGCACAUUUGAUCGGCACUCUGUUGAUUUUACUGCCUCUGAAUCAUCCAGAAGGAAAGAUCAGAUCUUCUCCUUUCCCAUCCACAUUUCCUCUUAGAAUAGACAAUUUACCAUUACCCUGUCAUCCUCCCUUUUCUCAAUGGAAAUACAAUGUAAAUAAAUUCUCAGCAGCAUAUAUAUAAUACAAGGUUUCUGGGAAUAUUUCUAUUGUUCAAGAACAGGGGAUGGCAACAUUGGGUGGGGUGGAAGCAGUUGCAUCAGCUGCAUCAUGCCAGUGUUUUAGGAGAAACAAAUAAAAGGAAUGAAUGGAAGAGAGCAGAAAACACAUUUUGGCCCCCAGGGGCAUCAUAGGAGAAGGCGGUCCAAAAAUAUCAAGAUGGCGGUCAUGACUGAAAUUGAAGCACCAACCUCCUCUUUUUUUUCAUGCAUCCUUUUGAGCAUGCAACUAUGACCGCCAUCUUGACUUGUAUAGCUUCCCUACAGCUGUCCCCUUUUGCUUCUAUUGCCUGGUAUUUUUGCCUAAAUAUAUUUUUAAGGAGUCACAGGAAUCACUUAAA